Paraglomus occultum is the source of this 1017-nucleotide messenger RNA. NCBI's taxonomy places the organism in Eukaryota, Fungi, Glomeromycota, Glomeromycetes, Paraglomerales, Paraglomeraceae. The record is from the annotation of a GenBank genome assembly.
AUGGCAUUUCAACCACCUAUAGUUUUGCAUCAUUAUGUUGGUUCGGCAUACUCGCAAAAAAUACUGUGGGCUUUAGCCAUAAAGAAAUUAGACUGGGUUUCUGUCGAAGUUCCUCCAAUUCUUCCAAGACCGUUGCUCCAGCCGUUAACACAUGGAUAUCGUCGCAUUCCGAUACUCCAAAUGGGAUCAGACAUCUUCGUUGAUACGGCGUUAAUACUACAGGAGCUAGAGAAGAGAUUUCCAGAACCAUCCUUGUUUCCAAAACGCAAAGGCUCGGACAAGGCUGACAGAGGACUAGCACAAGCCCUAAGUAUGUGGACUGAUCGUUACUUCUGGUCAGCCACGGUUGCUCUUAUGCCCUAUGGUGGCUCAAAUGAUCCUCCGGAUGCACCAAAAAUAUAUUCUCAAAAGGCACUACUGCAGGACCGCGCAGCUCUAAUGGGUAUCAAAUCCUUCGAUCUUGAACGAAUAGCUGCAGCGAGACCAGUGAUGCUUGACAAACUGCGUACUAAUUUCGAGUGGAUCGAACUGCAACUGUCGGAUGGUAGAGAAUGGAUCUUCGAUACUCCGUACCCGAGCAUUGCUGAUAUACACGUUGGCACCAAUAUCUGGUUUCUCAGAAAUACAAAGGGUGCGCCCGAAGUAGCGAGAAAAGAUUUGUAUCCAAAUAUUUAUGCAUGGUUUGCGCGAUUGCAUGCCUAUGCAAAGGCUAAUGGCAAGAAGCCUGUCAAAAUGACUGGAGAGCAAGCGCUUGAAAUUGCCAAGAAGCAUAAGCCGAUGUCUCACCCAGCAACCGAAGAUGCCAAUGACCCGAACGGAAGGAAAAUUGGAGAUCAUGUCAGAAUUAUACCGGACGACUACGGGAAAAUCCCAGUUCAAGGGAAGAUUGUCAGUUUGGGACCGCUUCAUAUAGCAAUUCGACCAGAUGGGGUAUCGGAAACUGGAAUCGAUGUGGUUAUUUGGUUCCCGAGAGUGGGAUAUCUAGUUAAUCCCGCAACGCCACUUGUUAAACUUUGA